AAAGAAUAUGCCUUACUCUUCCCCGCAAGCAUGCUUUCUUGAAAAAAUAUCCCAUGAAAAAACAAAAACCAAAAGAAUAACUAUUAUAUUUUGGUAGUUAAUGAUGAUUAAUGUUACUCAGUCCAUCGUUAUCCCUUUACGUCCUUUCCAUGUCACUCUUUUGAAACUUUCACUGGCUUUUUCUAUUUUGUUCACCCAUUUUUUUCCUUAUUUUCCCCCUUCUGACAAUUCUUUUCAAGGGCUUCAGAUAAAUCAAGGCCAAGAGCAUGGAGUUUCUGCAAGAACCAACUUUUACUGCCUUUUGUGCUAUUAUCCUAACAUUUAUUCUCGCAAAAAUUGUUUCUUUUGCGGUUUCUUGCUCUGAUAGUGACAAAGACAAAGUUUCUUGUUCGAUCAACGAAGGCCCAGUUGCGAAAGACUCAACUUUGGCUAAAGGGUUGAGAGUUAGAAGUGCGAAAGACAAAAGGAAGGUAAAAUUCGUUGAUGAUGUCGUUGUAAAAAGACUUGAUCGUUAUGAGGGUUCUGAAAAUCUUCAAUUGUUGGAUAUUAAGUCGGCGGAAGAAAUAAAUUUUGAUGGAAAACUUGGGGAAGGGGUUGAGCAAUUCGGAGAAAAUGAUGUAAAUCAAGAAUUAAUUGAGAAAGCGAUCAACGAAAAAUGUUUUGACGGUGAGGCCCAAGAGAAAGGGUCUGAAAAAGUGGAAUUGCAAAUUGAGGAUGAACUUACUGGUGACAAUGGGGAUGGGGCUUUUAGUGAAAAUCACAAGAGUUCAGGGAUGAGUGUUGAAAAUGAGGCAAAAGUGAGAGUGGAGAGUGUGGAUGAUGAUGUAGAUGAUGAUUGGGAGGGAAUAGAGAGAAGUGAGCUGGAGAAAGUUUUUGCAGAGGCAGUUAAUUACUUGGAGUAUGGAGGGAAAGGGAAGGAUAAAGAUGGUGAGAAUAGUAAGUUGGCUAAAUUGAGUAGUGAUGUGCAAAUGGAGUUUUAUGGGCUUCAUAAGGUUGCGGUUGAGGGGCCUUGCCACGAGCCUCAGCCGAUGGCUCUCAAAUUGGCUGCUCGUGCCAAAUGGAAUGCAUGGCAAAAGCUUGGAAGCAUGAGCCAGGACAUGGCCAUGGAGAAGUACAUUGAACUCCUAUGCGAAAAUAUACCUGAUUGGGUAAAUGAUUAUUCGAUGGGUUUUUCUAAGUUGGAAAGUAUAGACAAAAUACCUGAUCCAGAGUCAGAAAGGAAAUCGGAACUUGGUCAUAUUCAAGUUGGUGAUUCCAGCAAGAAGUUUGCGAAAAGACUGACUGUGUAG
Molecule: messenger RNA, 1289 nt
Organism: Striga asiatica
Lineage: Eukaryota; Viridiplantae; Streptophyta; Magnoliopsida; Lamiales; Orobanchaceae
Source: the annotation of a GenBank genome assembly